AUGUUUCGAUUAACUUGCGAUACUGGGAUCCGGCUCGUUUUGGCUCCAAAAUAUCUGGAUGAAGUCCGAAGCCACCCGUCAUUGAGCUUUAGUCGCCUGCUGCAGGCAGAAACUCAUGCCCAUAUCCGGGGAUUUGAGCCCUUCAGCGAAGACGGAGAUCUAUUUUUGGAAGUGAUUCGUAAGAAGCUUACUCAAGCCCAGGACUGGCAUGAAGUCGCUUUAUAUCCCACAAUCCAAAAGCUUGUGGCCCAGAUGUCGUGCAAAAUCUUUCUGGGCGACGAGCUAUGUCGAAACGAGGACUGGCUUCGAGUCAUGACGAGCUACACUGGGCUUGUUAUACAGGGAGCUGCAGAGCUGCAACUAUGGCCCAAGAUUGUCCGCCCAGUUGUGGCCCUGCUUUUGAACUCUACGAAUACUCUCAGAAACGAAGUUCAGAUGGCGCGCGAGAUCAUGAAGCCAAUACUCGCGCAACGGGCGCGAGAGAAGGAAAUGACGGUAAAAUAUGGCCGGGUUCCAAAGCCUAAUGACAAUGCCCUGCAGUGGAUGGAAGAUAUUGCAGAUGGUCGACCUUUUGACCCUGUAGUCAUGCAGCUGUCACUUGCCACGGUGGCUAUCGUUACCACCGCUGAUUUUCUCACGAAAGCUUUAUUGGAUAUCUGUGGGAAGGACGCGUUGGUUUCGGAGCUGAGGGAGGAGAUGAUAACGGUGUUGCGCGAAGAUGGAAUGGAGAAGACAUCGAUGUAUAAGCUGCGGCUUAUGGACAGUUUCCUGAAGGAGUCACAGCGGUUGAAACCUUUGAGUCUCGCUACGUUCCGGCGCAUGGCCAUGGAUGACAUUGAGCUGAAUGACGGAUCCAAGAUUGCAAAAGGAACCGGGUUGAUGAUCACCAAUGACAAGAUGUGGGAUUCGAAGGUUUACGAGGACCCUGAGACAUUUGAUCCGUAUCGCUUCGUGAAACUGCGACAAGUUCCAGGCUAUGAACGGUCUGCUUCGUUGGUCUCGGUCUCCCCUGAGCAUAUGGGGUUCGGGUAUGGAACCCAUGCUUGUCCCGGGCGGUUCUUUGCUGUCAAUGAGGCCAAGAUCGCGCUGUGCCAUAUACUGCUGAAGUAUGAGUUCAAACUUGCAGAGGGGAUGAUUCCUCAGUUCAAGAGACAUGGAAUUGUGAUACAGACCGAUAUGUCAGCAAGGAUUAUGGUGCGUCGUCGGCCGGAAGAGGUCUCGUUCUGA
This is a messenger RNA of Penicillium brevicompactum, 1227 nucleotides long. RefSeq names its product cytochrome P450. NCBI's taxonomy places the organism in Eukaryota, Fungi, Ascomycota, Eurotiomycetes, Eurotiales, Aspergillaceae. The transcript is spliced from 3 exons. Gene Ontology annotation, molecular function: heme binding; iron ion binding; monooxygenase activity. The record is from RefSeq and is a predicted model, not a curated record. Bases 1 to 1227 code for a protein of 408 amino acids.